AUGGAGGGAGGAAUCCUAGAAGUGCUUCUUGUCAAUGCUGAGGGCCUUAGACACACAAAUUUCAUUGGAAAACCCAGAUAUUAUGUCAUCCUACAAUGUGGUGACCAGACACAUAAGAGUAAAAUUACAACAGCUAAAAAGAAGAAAGCUUUCUGGAAUGAGAAAUUCAAAUUCAAAAUCCCAUUUUCACAGUGGCAAAACCUGUCUCAUCUUAAGUUAAGAAUCAUGGAUAAGGAAACUUUCACUGAGGGUGGUUUUGUUGGUGAAACCAUAGUUCAUCUUGGAGGGAUACUAACUGAAGGAAAUGACAAGGGAUUCAUAGAAGUGGAACCAACCUUAUAUAAUGUUGUUCUUGAGGAUGAUACAUACAAAGGAGAGAUCAAAAUUGGCUUUAAAUUCAUGGCAAAUGUAGAAGUGCAAAGGGAAACAAGAGUAUGUGAUGGGCUGGACAAGCAAAAACCAAAGUCAAUAUGUGGAACACUCUUCAGUUUCUGGAGAAUUAUUUGGUGGAGGUUUUUCUUUCCCAAUAAGAAAUCAUCUUCUAUGGAUAACCAGAAACUGAUUUAG
Telopea speciosissima is the source of this 567-nucleotide messenger RNA. Its product is annotated as elicitor-responsive protein 3. The record is from RefSeq and is a predicted model, not a curated record. NCBI's taxonomy places the organism in Eukaryota, Viridiplantae, Streptophyta, Magnoliopsida, Proteales, Proteaceae. The transcript has 5 exons. Bases 1 to 567 code for a protein of 188 amino acids.